AAAUCUGUUACAGACGGUGGCGUGGUGGGUGGUUCGAGAGCUGGACCAGUGGUGACUCCCCAUACAUUGGAGUUGACACCACGUGGUAGAGUUUUGCUGCAACUUGCACCGCCCGAAACUGCUCGAGCGUAUUUGCCGCCGGAAUAUCGACCGGGUCGUGUAUAUUCGGACACCGAUUCAGAAAAGAUGUGGAUGUACUCGCUGGGAAGGGCAUUAUUGGACACGACCCCGAGAGUCGCUGCACUGACAGGAACGGUUUCCGUUUCACCCUCGUCGGCACUUCAGUCCGUUUUAGCCGCCAUGACGGAACCCGAUCCACGAAGACGAGCUUCCUUGAUGAAUCUGCUAGACGUGAUCUCCGAAUAUUGCCGCACUCGUUUACAGUCGAAGCCUUUCACCCAUAUCGUAAUGGAUAUGUACCGUGAGGUGGUCAAGUCGCCUCAAUACACAGCUCGUAAACGCAUCACAUAUCAACACCUAAACCCUGUCCCUCCCCUUCGAAACCCUUCAGAUCUUACAGAACACAAUCGUCGUCAGACCAACUACCCUCACCAACAUCACCAUCAUCAACAACCAUCUCAGCAAUCCGAUCCUCUUCAAUCCAUGCACAGUCAAGCCAAAAAUCUUCAUCAACAACAAGAUCGUCAAUAUCGUUCUACCAAUCAGUAUAAUCCUCCUUGUCCAAGUCAACAACGUUCUCCAACUCGAUAUCAACCUCAUCAACAUCUUCAAAUUCAAGAAGUACCUCAGCAGGUUCAUAUACCAAAAGUUCACCACUAUCAUCAUCAUCAUCCUGCAAAGGGCGCCCUUUUCAAGCUUCAAUCGCGAAAUUCGCAUUCGCAUCCGAAUUUAACGAGCCUGUGUGGCCAGCAAUUACAACCGAACCGACGCCAGGAAGCCGAAGAUCAGAGAACACAGUUUCAGUCGCAGUUGAACGUUCAAACGAGUGGACGUAGCGUUGGUCCAGCGAUUCAGCAUCAACGCCGCCAUCAUCACUCGAGAACGUAUUCACAGCCAAUUUAUACGAGGCUACAGCAUACCAGAAGCAGUGGUAACUUAGCGUCGACCAUCGUCAGUGAAAGCAAUCCCGGAGGAAACGUUUAUAGCGACCCUAUUUACGCGUUACCCGUUAAACCUUUCCUGAGCUCGCAAGACGUCAGAGUAAACGGUCUGUCCGUGAAGCCACCUGUCGGACAUCGUAACGAGGAUGUGUACACAGCUACAACGAUAGCAAGGCGACCAUCUGCGGCCGGAUAUUCUCAACCAGACAUACCGACGUCGUCGACAGAACGGGGACUAGAGGAGGUUUAUGGAAGAUCUACAGGACGCGUGAAUCCGACGUUGCAAAGGCAACACUCAAAUCCUCAGCUUCCUAGCAGGGAUCAGCAAGACAGUGAUUUCGAGCGAAUGCCAGAGCAGGGCGUGAAAACGAGCGAUCACAGAUGUCUGGCCGGCAGGGGGAAGGAGGAACAGACAGUGCAGCAACAAAAUCCAGUGUCUUCCAUGAGAGUCAGAAGUGUUCAGGGGCCACCGAAGCCUCCUCGAAUAAUCACUACAUUGAAGAAGGCGCCAUUCUCCGACGUAGAGAGCAGCAAGUCGGAACCACCAGCGAAACCACCUAGGAAUCUGGUAAAGAAUGGACCGAGAGCUCGGCGCGGUAAAGCUGUACAAAGAGCACCAUCCCGCCUAUACAGAACAGUAGGUGGUCCAACUAGAUCCUUCAACAAAGCCCAAUGCAUUGGUCCUGAAUUCGUAGUGCGUGCCAAUCAGCCACCAAAGACGCUAUGUGUUGGCCAAGUAAAGGCUAGCAAUUCCGGACGUAUUGUCGUGAUAAUGCUGACUGGACAACGAGUGGAAGUUACUUGUGAUCCUCAAAAAGUUACGGCUGGAGAUCUGUUCCAGGCCAUCAUGCAAGCCGAAAGCCUAGACGAAAACUUCACCCUUGGUCUGGCGGUGCUAUUAGCCGGUGAUUUUGCGAUUUUACCUCCCGAUACUAAAUUGAACAAAGUCGCACCACCUGGAUGGUUAAGCAGCGGCAAAAGCAAAGGUCUUCUGGGUCUUCCGACUAGUUUUAUGCUGUACUUGAGGCUCAGGUUCUUUCUACCCUCCCUGCGUGGUAUAAGGAGUUGGAUAUCGAAGCAUCUAUUAUAUUUGCAAAUACGACGAUGUAUAUUGGAGCAACAACUGGUGUGCCCGUAUCCCGAGUUAAUUAAUCUCACUGGAUUGGCUCUUCAAGCUGAAUUUGGGAAUUAUAACGCGAACGAACACGGUUGCGGUGAUUAUUUCCUGCUGGAACACUAUGUUCCGGAGUCGCUGAUUCUGAAUAUAGAUCAGCAUCAAUCUCAAAUCAUCAACGAAGGGGCGGAAGCUCUCCGUGCCCGUCUUCACCAGGCACAUCGCGACAGACGUGGCUUGGACUCGAACAAAGCUGAGGAGAUGUUCAUAACUCACGCACAAACCCUUCCAGAUUAUGGUUCUCACUAUUACAUUGCCACCGUGGACUCUAAGGAACUGGAGAAGGUAAUGGCACAGCAAAGGAAGAGAAAGUCGACCGAUAACCACGACACGUCCGAGGAAUUGCUCGAUUCCAGCGAGAAUAUUUAUAACCAAGAUGGCAGACAGGAAUAUCUUCGUGGUCGAAUUGAAAUUUCUCGAUUGGGAUCUUGCGAGAAUAUUCCAAAGAUCCCAUAUGACGAACGAAAACCUGCUGGAUUGACCAAGAGCGCCACCUCGAACGACAUUUAUGGAGCUUACAAGUCCAAGUAUCGCGUAGAAGCUUGCAACAACAACAACGUUAAUAACGUAAAUAAUAAUAAUAAUAAUAAACUGAAUCACGAUGGAAAGAACAGCAAAGGUGGAAAGAAGAAGACUGAGAGCAACGUUUGGUUAGCCAUCCAUGCUCAGGGAUUGAAGUUGUUCGAAAGAGGAGAGCCAAGAGAAAGGAUCAAGCUGGCGCAGUUUCAGUGGAAGGAUAUUCAGACGUUGAGCUACAGUAAAAGCUGUCUGGUGGUCUAUAGCAAGGUGAAUGGGAAACGAUGCAAGUUCAAACUCAGAAUGGACCAUCGAAAAAGUUACUUCGCUUUCAAGCUCACCUCUUUGCACCAUCAGUUCUUCUUAAGGCUGCGCUCGGAAUUUACGUCGCUACAGGGACUUGCGAAAGAAUUCGGUGUUCCUACGACGAUCGAAGCAAAGGCCUCGCCAUCAAAGUCAAAAUCUCACGAUAGUAAAACGAAAAUAGCCAUAGCGAACACCGUGAAGAAUGCGCAGCUGAGGUCGAAUUAUUCGAUGCAGUUGGAGGAAUACCAGAACAAAGAGAAUGAAAAUCCACAGAAAGAUAUUAUCGCGGUGCCAAAGACGAAAGAUACUCUUCGCGAACCCGGUUUCUACUCGUCUGAAGAAGAUGCGCUUUACGCGCAAGUGAACGUGCGGUUGGAACCAGAAGGAGAGUCCCGUGAUACGGAAGACGAGUCAGAAAGAAGCCUGACGAGUCCCAACGAGCCGCUCUCGCUAGACGCAAAGGAAAUGAAAAACGACGGGAAGAUCUACAAUCGUCCGCGAAUAGAACUGGAAACUGAAACUGAAUGUGGCUAUUCGCUUCCUAAGAUCAUGUCAUCGAACGACGUAGAUCAAUUAGAGAAACCGGAUAAUCCUGAAGUAUUGUAUGCUGCGAUCAACAAAGUUGGAGUCUCAAGGAAGAACGAGUUUCCUGUUCCGGAUGAGGUAUGGGACGUAUCGGACGUGAAGAAAUCGUUACACAAGAUGAAGACUUCAAGUUUACCGAAUUACGGAACACCCAGACAAUCCGGAGGUUAUCGGACGCCGAGUUUGCCACGUCGUCUGGGAGUAAAAAUGGGAACACGAGCGAUCUACAGCAGCCUCGUGCAGAAAGACAACGCCCUUACCGACGACAUGGAGUCGCUAUCAUUAAAAUCAGACACGGAGUCUUCGAUUCAGUCAUUGUCCGCACGAUCAACGGAAUCUCCUCUACCGGAAGCAUACGUACUCAACGCUGACAUCCGUACAGAUGAUGAGACGUUCCGUGUGCCGGAGGACGAGUCGAUGUCCGCUUCCUUAGCAGCGCGUCUUGAAGAGUUGUCGUUUGCCGAGGAACGAAUCCUGCAGACAAUUAAGUUGGAAAGAGGACACGGUGGUAGCAUAGGGUUGCAAGUGACAGAGGGUAACGAUGGUGGCGUCUAUGUCCAAGCAGUGUCGGUAGGAGGAUCGGCCGAUAUGGCCGGAAACGUGAACAAAGGCGAUCGCAUCGUAGCAAUAAACGGGCAGAAUUUAUUGCAUUUGCGGUAUGAAGACGCUCUGAAGAUGCUGCAGAGCUCGUCCGAUACGAUCGAGCUGGUUCUCUCUCAAGCUACUUCCCGUAAAAACGCGACCUCCAGGAAGAAUCACGAACAACCUGCGGAAAAUAACUAUUUCAAUGACAUCAGAUUCGACGUGUCCUCGGAAGCAGAUACGUCGAGCAUGACAAACAAAUGGCUCGUUCAAAGGACCACCGACGUUGCAUCUGUGCAAAACACCUCGAGCGCGUACAGCAGUGCCGCAUCGAGCGCAAUGGGUAAUCACAAUGCAAACAGCCUAUACAUGGCCGAUCUUGUCGAUAAUGAUGCACUUAAGUCUGCAAGUAUGCUGCUCAGUAUAGAAGACUUCGACGUCAGCAGAACGAGUCGCCAAGUUUUUAUUUAAUCGUCGAUAAAACAAGUACAGAAUCUGUCAGCAGUACACCGCCAGUCCCACCGAGACGGAAGAAGCGCAAAGCGAAGGUCGCGGCAAUUGCAAAAUCUCCGAAAGGAACGUCACCGACUCGUCUCAGAAAACCAGACAAAAA
Messenger RNA from Bombus terrestris (buff-tailed bumblebee), 4837 nucleotides. RefSeq lists its product as uncharacterized. The transcript is spliced from 16 exons. The record is from RefSeq and is a predicted model, not a curated record. The annotation marks the transcript as partial. Gene Ontology annotation, molecular function: protein binding. NCBI's taxonomy places the organism in Eukaryota, Metazoa, Arthropoda, Insecta, Hymenoptera, Apidae. Gene Ontology annotation, cellular component: cytoskeleton.